Messenger RNA from Dissoconium aciculare CBS 342.82, 2198 nucleotides. RefSeq lists its product as uncharacterized. The transcript has 2 exons. The record is from RefSeq and is a predicted model, not a curated record. Gene Ontology annotation, cellular component: ubiquitin ligase complex; cytoplasm. Lineage: Eukaryota; Fungi; Ascomycota; Dothideomycetes; Mycosphaerellales; Dissoconiaceae. Gene Ontology annotation, molecular function: protein binding. Bases 270 to 2198 code for a protein of 642 amino acids.
CAGAUCGGAACAGUUACGGUUGGAAUCACUGUGAUCGGGGACUCCCUCCCUCUCCAACGGCAGCACGCGUGCUCUGUCGGAGUCUGUCCGUUGCCCAGCUGCACGGAAAGCGUUGGAGCUCCAGGGUGGCGCGACGUCAUGCCUGUUCCGGCCACAGACAACGCUACUCAUGCUAGAUUUCCACAGAGACGAACGCAUUUGAAUCGAGACCAAUUACACGCCCGGUCCUUCGUUCUGCUGGCCAGACCGAACUUCUGGAAUCUCGCAUCAUGGCGGAUGGUACAACGGUCGGCAAGCAUCAAUUAGAACGGGCGCUUUACGACGAGAAGAAAGAUGUGCAGUCUGGUCGUCUCAAAGAGGACAAUCCACUCGAUACCAGCGAAGCUUUCCACAAAUUUUGUGAGGCGUGCCGUCGCGGCGACCUGAAGACAUGUCAGGAGCAAAUAAGUACUGGAAUCAACAUCAAUGCUCGAGACGAGUAUGAUUAUACACCUUUGAUCUUGGCUUCCUUAUGUGGUCACUACGAGGUCACGGAGAUGCUCCUGGAGCAAGGCGCCCUCUGCGAACGCGAUACCUUCCAGGGAGAGCGAUGCCUCUAUAACGCACUUAACGAUCGGAUCCGUAACUUGCUCUUGUCUUACGACUACAGCAAAUCGACUGAUCCGCUGCAGCCGCUGGCAGCACAUAUUACCGGUCUCCUUACCCGCGACACGCCGCAGACUUCCGACAUUGUGAUACAAGCUGGCGAAUCGACUGUCGAGCUGCAUAAAUUCCUUCUCAGUGCGCGAAGCCCCUACUUUGCGAAGAAGUUGGCGGCAGCGCCAGAGACCACAUUGUGGAAGCUUGCCAGUAGCGUUCCGGUUCAAUCGUUCGAGACCAGUAUCCGAUAUCUCUACCUUGGCGACAUAGGAGCUGGCCUUGGCGAUGGUGAAGAGGAACAGGCAAUCUUGAAGGGGAUCGACAAGAUUAGCCGACAGCUGGAGGUUCCACAGUUAUUCGACAACAUCCUGUCAGCCGGCGAUAGAAGGCUGGCUCGGCAGAAGCGAACGGACGAACUCGAGCGAGGCCGAGAUCAGAUUUCGAAAUGGUUCGAACAAAACAUCCUCAAAUACAAAGUCCACGUCGAUACUGCUCAAGCUGGGAACGUCAAAUGGGAUCGCAGCAAUGCCAUUUUUGCGGACAUUUUGUUGCAAGCCGACGAAGAUGAUCCAGCGAUUGAGCCAGAGCCAGAAGGAAAGCCCGCCGUCCGACAGACGGAUGGUCCACUGAAUGGCAUCCCUAUCGGCAUGUUUGGUUCACGUUCAAGGUCGGUCUCUCGAGGUCCUAAAGCAAGACGUUCGGUGCUGUUUCCCUGCCAUCGAGCUAUGCUGUUGCGAUCGGAGGUCUUCGCCACCAUGUUUGCCUCACCAUUCAGGGAAGGACAAGACAGUUCCCACUUGCAGAUAGUCCCAGUAGAUUGCGCACCGGAUGUUCUCGAGAUCAUAUUAACCUUCCUCUACACCGAGAAAGCCGACUUCCCACUGCAUGUCGCGCUCGACGUCCUCACGGCGUCAGAUAUGCUGUUCAUCGAUAAAUUGAAACAGCGAGCAGCUUUACUCAUCAGUACUUUAGGCAAUGGCGGCGCCAGCGUGGUAGAGGCGGAGAACCCACGAGGCGAGACUGAACAUGAGGAUAUCAUCGACAUUUAUGACGUGAUCCGAGCGGGAUGGGACACUCGUGUCCACCGUCUGGAAACAUUUGGAGCUAGAUUUAUUGCCUAUAGACUGGAGCGAUACGUUGACGAGCCAGAAUUUAAGUCGCUCGUCCGGGAUUCGGCCGCUCGGAUCAAAGCGCGACAGGAGACAGAUACGGUUGAACUGGUGGAUGACAUUCGAUAUUACCUCAGUGAAAGAUUCCGCUUGCGAUUUGAGGAUGCCGGCUUGGACGACAUGAUGGGGGACUCUGCUCAGACAUCACAAGAAAACGACAUUGAUGCGGUGGAUGAUGAUCUCUCGGAUCCUGAUGCGGCCCAGAAGUCCGGCCGAUCUUCAGACCGUCCUGCAGCGACAGCUGACAUUCCCUUAGGCUUGGAGCAGGGCGUGGUACGGACCUUGGAUGGCCAGAUUGCCGGCGACGAGUUCGCGCAGGACGCGCUGAAUUAUCAAAUUCUUUUGGGCAAGAUAGAGACGCUGAUGGACUCUCUCGGAAUUGAUGGAUAG